AAUCAUUAUGAAAUUUUCCUUAAAAUUGGCUAAACUUAUUGAUGUUAAAAGAUCUUUUGCUAUGCAACAACCGAACGUAGCGUUUACUCAGUAAUUUAAUUAUAUUUAAUUUUCAUCUUGUUUUUUUUGUAGUUUAUCAUAUCUCAUUUCUUUCUUCCCUAGAAAUCUAAAAAUAAAUAUCAAGAAUUUUUUUUUUCUGAACAGUACCUUGUUCGAUACAACAAUUAUUUAUACUUUUAAAUAAUCUUUCAUGACAAAUAUCAGUUGAAUUUUAUUUACUAAGAUAGAAUAAAAUACAAAGCUUAAACUUUUCUUCUAUUCUAUAAACAUCAUCAAUCAACAAACAAAUUGAUUCAUCGUUAUAGAUAAUAAAAGUCUAUUAGAAAUGUCAUUUAACAAUGUUUUCUGCUAUAUUUUCAAGUGGCCUUUUUACGUCAUUCACAUAUAAUGGAUGUCAAUGUCGAUGAUAAUAUUCAUUAUACUACUUCAUAUGUCAAGUUCUGUACAUCUCAAACAUAAUGAAAGCUUGGAUAUCAGAUAGAGAUAAAUACAAAAAUAAAUAGAAAAGAAAGAUGUUAGUGACAAGUAUGACAAAUGAAGAACGAGUUGAUACUAUGAACAAACUUUUUAUUAUCAUUUAUACACCAAUAGUGUCCGUAAUAUAAUCGUUCAUGAUAACGAUGAUGUUUAUUUUGCUUUUACAAAAAAAAAUAUGUGAGACUUUCUUUUUCUUAGAUUACAAAUAUUUCUUUUUGGUCUCAUUUUUUGGAACAAAUCAAAAUGAUAUUUUCUUAAAAAUUUGAGUCUUGACUUCAAGAAAAUAUUCUAAAUAAUAGUUGAAUUAAUAGAAUGAUUGCAACAUAUAGAACUGAUACGAUAUCGCUACACAUACUGUUGUAUGAUGAUAUAUGGAGAAACAUUGAAAAUCAAAGAUAUAGUUGGCGUAUCGACAUUCAUCACACUUUGGAUAGCUUUUAUUUUCUAUGGGUGUGGGUGUGGACGUUAGUGUGGGUGUGUGGAUGUGGGUGGGUGUUGGUGUGGGUGUGGGGUGUUGGUGUGGGUGGGUGUGGGGUGUGGGGUGUGGAUAUGGGUGUGGGGUGUGGACGUGGGUUGGUGAGGGUAUGGUUGUGUGUAUUCAUUUCAACUAUACCCACACCCACACACCACACCUACACCCGCACCCACCCACACCCCACACCCACCCACACCCACACCCACACCCCACACCCAUAUCCACACCCCACACCCACACCCAAAUUAUGUUGUUUUCAGAACAGAAUGUAAUCUUAAUUAUUCAGAAAUACCAAAACGUUUUGCAUCAUUUACUACAUGGUCCAAUGAAAAUUCACCGUCCGUAGAUGCUUUGGUUCAAGCAGGAUUUUUCUAUUCAGGUAGAGCAACAAUAGUUACUUGUUUUUAUUGCAAUGGAUCAUUACAAAAUUGGGGUUCUAAUGAUAGUCCAAUAAUUGAACAUGCUCGCUGGUUUCCAUGCUGUCCAUAUGCGAAACAAUUAUGUGGCGAAGAUUUAUUUCGUAAAAUUCAAGAAUUCAAACGAAUACAAAAAGAGCAGGCCAAAUCAACAGAAAGAACAGGUUCAAAUGGUGUGAUACAAACUAAUGUAACAACAAAUAUUGGUACAUUAUUGAUGUCUGAUGAAAGUACUUUAUCAAGACUCGCUGCUGCACGAUUAGACUUACCAAUAUCACAACGUUUAUUGGAUCAAAAUUUUCAAUUGUCUAUUAUAAAACGAUGUUGUGAAGACCAAUUACAAAUAAAAUGUGAUGAUUUUGUAUCUGACAAUGAUUUGUAUGUUGCUUGUUUAAUUCUUCGAAAACAAAUUGAAUAUAUCGGUGAUAAAAAAGAAAACAUUAUUAUUCCUAGUAUAAAAAUGAAACAAAUUCGAGAACAAAACGAGAUACAAAUGAAUAAAUCAAUGCCAACUGUAUCUCAUGCUGUUCACUCUAUAGUAGAAAAUGGUACAGAUAUUGAAAUGACAACAUCUUCUCAAUCUUCAAUUAAAUCAAUAAGUAAUGAUGAUGAAUGUAAAACAGAAAAAACUACUAUCGCUAAUCGAAGUCAAUCAACUAAUUCAACAUCAUCAAAUCCAUGUGCUCUUUGUCUAACUGAAGAAAAGCAAUUAGCUUGUAUACCAUGUGGUCAUAUGGUUACAUGUGUUGCAUGUGGUCAUUCGUUGCGUUUGUGUCCAAUAUGUUGA
Molecule: messenger RNA, 2215 nt
Organism: Rotaria sp. Silwood1
Lineage: Eukaryota; Metazoa; Rotifera; Eurotatoria; Philodinida; Philodinidae
Source: the annotation of a GenBank genome assembly